Elgaria multicarinata webbii is the source of this 829-nucleotide messenger RNA. Its product is annotated as histone H1-like. Lineage: Eukaryota; Metazoa; Chordata; Lepidosauria; Squamata; Anguidae. Gene Ontology annotation, molecular function: structural constituent of chromatin; DNA binding. The transcript has a single exon. Gene Ontology annotation, cellular component: nucleosome. Gene Ontology annotation, biological process: nucleosome assembly. The record is from RefSeq and is a predicted model, not a curated record. Bases 36 to 707 code for a protein of 223 amino acids.
UCGAAGGGGAACAUUGGUUAGCUGAGCGCGACGACAUGACUGAAGAGGUCCCGGCUGCGCCCGUCGCCGCCUUGCCGGCGGUGAAGGCCCCCGCCAAGAAAGCCAAGAAGGCGGCCCCCAAGCCCCGCAAGGCCUCCGGGCCCAGCGUGACGGAGCUGCUGACCCAGGCGGUGUCGGCCUCCAAGGAGCGCAGCGGGGUCUCCUUGGCCGCCCUCAAGAAGUCUCUGGCCGCUUCUGGCUACGACGUGGAGAAGAACAACAGCCGCAUCAAGCUGGGCCUCAAGAGCCUGGUGACCAAAGGGACGCUGCUGCAGACCAAAGGCACGGGCGCCUCGGGAUCCUUCAAGAUCAACAAGAAGCAGGCCGACACCAAGGACAAGGCGGCGGCGGCCACGGGGGCCAAGAAGAGGCAGCCCGCCGCGGCGAAGGCCAAGAAGCCCGUCGCCAAGAGGCCCGCCGCCAAGAAAGUGAAGAAGGCGGUGGGGGCCAAGAGAAGCGUGAAGAAGGUGGCCAAGAAGCCCGCCGCGGCUGCCGGAGGGGCCAAGAAGGCGGCCAAGAGCCCCAAGAAGCCUAAAGCAGCUGCCGCGAAAGCCAAGAAAGCGGCCAAGAGCCCCGCCAAGGCGAAAGCGGCCAAGCCCAAACCGAAGCCCAAGACUCCCAAGGCCAAAGUAGCCAAGGCCAAGAAGGCGGCGCCCAAGAAGAAGUGAAGAAAAAGCUCUUAGGCGGGACACGUUCCUUUAAACCCCAAAGGCUCUUUUAAGAGCCACCCACAAGUUCCGGAAAAGUGCUGAACUCCCACAAAUUUAGGGAAAUGUUAUGAAGGAAGGAG